Molecule: messenger RNA, 498 nt
Organism: Trichosporon asahii var. asahii CBS 2479
Lineage: Eukaryota; Fungi; Basidiomycota; Tremellomycetes; Trichosporonales; Trichosporonaceae
Exons: 1
Coding region: 1-498 (165 amino acids)
Source: RefSeq, a predicted model, not a curated record
AUGCGUCGACUCCAGAGAGUGAUCACUGAGAUGCUGGCGCAAAAUGAGCGAUUCAACGCUCCUAUGUUGCCACCGCCGACACCGCUGUCCGCGUCUUCCUCGCUCGCAGGUCAGCACUCCUUGCCUCAGACACAGGCAACUGCAUCGCAGCACCCCGGCCUGAGCUCACCAGCUUCGACAACAUCAGCGUUGCGUUCCCCGGCUCCCCGCGCCUUGCAGCGGGCAGCCCCGCAGCCGCUGAAUCUCCGUCAUUCGUGGGACACCAACUCUAACUGGUCUCCAGCGCCCUCUUCCGCCAGAAGCGAGGACGUUCCUCCUUCCGUGAGAGCCAUUAUACGCAAGCUGGUCGUCCUCAAGGCCGAAAUCAAUGACAAGUUAUGGGAUCUGCGCCGAAACAUGACCGCAGAGGGCGUCGAAGCCGUGCAGACGGCUACGGCGGACGGCAUCGCAGCACUCAUUGCUGAUCUGCGUGUGCUCAGUACGCAGUUCGGUCUGUAG